Messenger RNA from Blastomyces gilchristii SLH14081, 921 nucleotides. RefSeq names its product ubiquinol-cytochrome c reductase subunit 8. Lineage: Eukaryota; Fungi; Ascomycota; Eurotiomycetes; Onygenales; Ajellomycetaceae. The record is from RefSeq and is a predicted model, not a curated record. Gene Ontology annotation, biological process: mitochondrial electron transport, ubiquinol to cytochrome c. The transcript has 4 exons. Bases 55 to 522 code for a protein of 155 amino acids.
CUUGUUCAAGAUGCUGCUUUUUAUGGCGCUAGGCUGCAUCGGGACUAGUGUCGGAUGAUGUUGGAGGCUCAACUUCCAACACUCAACUUUUGCGACAUCACGCAUAUCCAUAACCCAUACACAUACACACAUACGCACUAUUGUUGCAUAGGCAGCCUUUCUGUCUAUUGUUGGAAAGAAUCAAGUCAAUCGUCUACGAAUUCCUCUCGUCGUUUAUCCGGCACAAUGGGCGGCGGACACCCAGAUCCCAAGCGCGGAAUCUAUAUCGGAACCUUUGGAAACUUCGGUUGCCCGACCCCUCAAAAGAUCUCGACCUACGCUCUGUCCCCCAACCGACAACGCCCCUUCGCCGGUGCUCUCUACAACGCCAUUUUCAACACAUGGAGAAGAACCCGCAACCAAGCGCUUUAUGUUAUUCCCCCGUUCGUCGCCGCGUAUGCGAUAAUUAACUGGGCUCAAGAGAGGAACGAAUAUUUGAACUCCAAGCCCGGACGAUUGGCGGAGGGUGGAGAUGAUGAGUAAAGAUGAUGAUUAUUUGUUGGAUAUAGCUUUGCAAAGCUGGUAGAGGGCCUCAGCCAGUCAUUGCGCUGUACAGUACAUAUAUUAUUAGAAAGAAAUCGACGUUUCUAAAAUUUCAUUUUCUAUAUAAAAGAUGAUAUUUUUUUUAUUUGUUUUCCAUUCCCCUCUUGUCUCCACCUUUCUCGGUAGAGUAAACGAGAGGAAUUGAAAGAAGCCUCAUCACCUCACUUGCACAUGAGAUUAACUAUCCCACAGAUUAUGGCCCAGCGGAACACAUUUUCUUUUUGAGAAGAACUAAACUGCUAAAUAGAUUUGAAUAAUAUCAUCUUAUCAAUAGCAGGACAGAGAACAUCUAUUGUUUUGAAUCUUGCUAAGUAGAUUAUCUCCUUAUUUGGCCGCGAG